Molecule: messenger RNA, 5625 nt
Organism: Drosophila hydei
Lineage: Eukaryota; Metazoa; Arthropoda; Insecta; Diptera; Drosophilidae
Gene: fab1
Product: putative 1-phosphatidylinositol 3-phosphate 5-kinase
Exons: 7
Coding region: 1-5487 (1828 amino acids)
Biological process (GO): intracellular signal transduction; phosphatidylinositol phosphate biosynthetic process
Cellular component (GO): endosome membrane
Molecular function (GO): metal ion binding; 1-phosphatidylinositol-3-phosphate 5-kinase activity; ATP binding
Source: RefSeq, a predicted model, not a curated record
AUGAGUAGCAGUAGCAAUACUAGCAACAGCAACAGCAACAGCAACAGCAGUAACAGCAACAACAAUAGCAACAACAAUAACAAUUCAAUACAUCAACAUCUGCAUUCACCCAGUAAACUAACCGAAUUCGCGCGUAAUUUUGAGGAUAAGCCAGAUUCGCUAUUUGGUCGAGUGGUUAACAAAAUUCAAAAUGUUUAUAAUCAAAGCUAUAAUACAGUCAAUGAUAUGUCCAGCGGUACGAGCAGCAGCGUUCAAGUGGGCAAAUCGAAGUUCUAUGAUGAGCGCAAAUCGGCGAACGUCGAGAGAAGCGCUGCCAACUUGGACAGCGAUAGCACACAACACAGUUCAUCAAAUAGUUUGAACGCAGUUCGUCCGCAACCCCCAACAUCGCUGAAGUUGCGUAAAAGCAGCGAAACACAGAGCACUAGCACUACAACAACAGUCGAUGAGACAGCUGAAGCCAACGAGCGUAUCGACGAGCUACCUGGUGAAGCGAAUCAGGUUCGCACCGUCUCUAACGUACUCAAGCACAUCAGCCAUAUUGUUGCCUCAAAGAAUAACAACGACUUGCGCAACUAUAAGGAAACGGAGUUGCAGCAGUUGUGGAUGCCCGAUUCAAAGGCCAAGGAGUGCUAUGAUUGUGCACAAAAAUUCUCUACAUUUCGUCGCAAGCAUCAUUGUCGGUUGUGCGGGCAGAUUUUCUGCUCCAAAUGCUGCAACCAAGUUGUGCCAGGCAGUAUUAUACGCUGCGAGGGUGAUUUGAAGGUGUGCAAUUACUGUUCCAAAAUUGUGCUUACCUCCCUUAAAUCCUCCAGCUCGAACAUGGAUGAGAACAUGCAGGCAUUGCAGCAGCAUCUCAGCAACAAGCUCGAAGUGCAGGACAAUGCGCCCAACACUCUCUCCACACAGAAGCAGCCCGUACAGCUGUCCCGAAAGACGUCCCUGGGCUACCAAGAGGAGCGUUUUAGUUCGCAGGCGAACUAUACCAUGCUGUCCAUGGAUGAUCGCAAAUACAUACUGCAACAGUCCAACUCACUGAUCACUUUGCACGAAGAAAUGCAACGUGAGUUGCCAGUUCAAAACUGUGGCCAGCUGCUGAUAGAGUUUCUGAAUACGAACAACAAGUCGGCCAAUGAGGUGCAAGCUGUGGCCAUACUGAAUGCCAUGCUGGCGGCUGGCUUCCUUGAGCCAAUUGUACCCGAUACCGAGCAGACGGAGUUCGAUGCAACAUUGCACUACAGAUUUGCGGAGCUGUCACGUGCAGGUGCAGCGGUAGCUGUGGCUGUAGACAAAAGCAAUGACUGCUCCAAUCCUAUAAGUCCGCAAUUUGAUAUCAGCGCCGAGCCGCAGCCGCCGAAGUCCAUGGAUGUCUCCUUAAGCUUUCAGUCUGCCCACGAUCUGGAACUGGAGAAUGACAUGUGCUCUACGGCGGUUUCGACAAAGUUGCUAGAGUCUUAUUGUGAACAUGAGGAGCAGCUAUUGGCCCAGCUGUUGCGCGCCCAUCAACUGGAUGCCGAGUGGGGAAAAGUGUUGCAAACGCUUUGCUCGACGGCUGCGAAUCAUUUCAAACCGGAGUAUUGCACCAACGAUCUCAUGGACAUACGUAACUAUGUCAACUUUAAGAAGGUGCCUGGCGGCAGGCGCAAAGAUUCACAAAUUGUACACGGCGUUGCGUUCUCCAAGAAUGUCGCCCACAAGGACAUGGCCACGCAUGUCGAAUUCCCGCGCAUCCUGCUCCUCCAGUGCCCCAUUGUCUAUGAACGCAUCGAGGGCAAGUUUGUGACCAUUGAAACGGUGCUGCUGCAAGAGAAGGAAUACUUACGCAACGUCUGCGCCCGCAUUAUGAAGUUUGAACCGAACGUUGUGCUGGUGCACAAGAAUGUGGCUGGCAUCGCGCAAGACUUUCUGCGCUCCUACGGUGUAACCUUGGUGCUCGACGUCAAGCUCUCCGUCAUGGAGCGUCUAGCGCGAACGCUGCAGUGUGACAUAGUCAGCUCAAUUGAGUCGAAUAUUACAAUGCCCAAGCUGGGCUAUUGCAAUGGCUUCUACAUACGCAACUAUUCAGGCGGCAAGACUCUUAUGUUCUUCGAAAAUCUGAACAGUCCACGUGGCUACACCUGCCUGCUGCGCGGUGGCAACAAUGCCGAACUGACGCGCGUUAAGAAAGUGGCUUCGGCGCUACUUUUUGCGCGCUACAACUGGCGACUGGAGAUGUCCUUUCUGCUGGACGAGUUUGCGCAGCCACUGACUCCAAAGCCAUCUAUAUUCGACUCCAAAGAGCCGAGUCCCAACACAGAGAACGCUGCAGAGCAGCAAUCGGAGGGGGAGACGCAGCUGCGCUCAUCCAUCAAGCGACCACUAACUGAACGCAAAUCGGAUGAGAAGGUUACGGCCGCGGUCAGUGAGAAUGUAGCUGACUUUACGGAUCCCCUGCGAUCCUCUCAGAUCGAACCAGUAUCCAGCCCUGCGGCCAAUGUGCCAGCUUUGGCGGUAGAGAUGCGAUAUGACAACCGCUUCCGCAAUGCACUCAGCUCCACUGUGUUGUCCGUCAGCCCGUUUUUGACGUUUCCGCUGCCCUAUCUGGAGACAGAGCAAGGCCGCAACUGUAAGCUACGCAAACUCUUCCCUGCCGAGCUGUAUUUCUCCAAGCAGUGGUCGAAAUCAACCGGCGCUCUGGAGCGUCCCGAAAGUCUCGAAACGGAUCCACUCAAAUCCAAUGCCGAGCCAAGCAACAAGGAGAAUGAACAGCAGCUGCUGCCGGCACAUGAUUUUGUCAAAAUGAAGAUCACAACGGCGGUGACCAGUCGAGAUAUACAGACGCUUCUAGCUGAGUUUCGCUCCUUUGGUGGCCGCCUUCCCAAAGGCAAGGCGUCAAUGUUAAAAAAAAAGAAGAAGAUUAGCGAGGUAAUACAGCGACCGCAAAAGGUCACCGAUGAGCAGCUCUACAAGGAUGCACUCGAUCCACAGAAUCAUCAGCGUUUGCCGGUGCUCUUCUGCAGCUUUCACAAUAAUCCGAAAGAUGUUUCCUCCUUCUGUAAACUGCCCAUGCUGUUAGAUAUGAAAUUCUAUGGCCAGCAUGACAUCAUGCUGGAGCAGUUCCUGCAGCGAUAUUGCUGCCUCUUCAAUUCAAUGUGUCCGUCGUGCAAUUUGCCUAUGCUCGGUCAUGUCCGUCGCUACGUUCAUUCGCUGGGCUGUGUCCAUGUCUAUCUCACCGAUGAUUUAACGCGAUCCGAUCCGAAGCGCAUCUACUUCACCUCGUGGUGUAGCAUCUGUAAUGCAACGACGCCAGCUGUACCGCUUUCGGAUGCAGCCAAGCGUCUUUCCCUGGCCAAGUAUCUGGAGUUGCGCUUCCAUGGCCACGCAUACAAACGACGUCCGCCCACAGACACUGGCAGUGGAGCUGCUGAGCAGAGCAGUCCCUGUGAGCACUCACUGCAUCGGGACUAUGUGCAUCAUUUCAGUUUUCGUGGCGUUGGCGCCAAGUUUCAGUACACUCCUGUCGAGGUAUGGGAAACGGAAUUGCCGUCGCUGACGUUACAAUUGGAGCUGCCCAAGCCAUUCAUUGGCGUCCAAGUACAGGAGGAGAUCAAGAGCUUCUCGAUACGUGGCCAUGAGGUAUACACGCGCAUACACGAGCGCAUUGCCGAUCUGGCCACCGAGGAGGAGAACUCGCCAUUGGUGUCCACACUGAAGGCCACACUCACUAAGGAUCAGUUCACAUUCAAGCAAAAGGUAGAAAUUGUGCAUACGCUCUUGACGGAACAUAUGGUCAAUUCGUAUGAUAUAGCCGAUGCCCUUAUCAUGGCCAAGCGCGUCUUGGCCGAGAACAUUGAGCUGUGGGGUCCGCGUCUGCAUGAGAUCGAACAACUAGCCCAGAAGCACGCCAAGCAACCGCAUCACGUUGAUGCUGGUACCAUAUGCACCGAGGAGUUGCGACCAGAGCACCCAGAUGCCAUUGCCAGCCAGGAGCUGGCGAAGAGCAAAGCAAGCAGUCAGCAAGUGGAUGGAGCAGCAGUUGAGUAUGCCGGCGAAGAAAAUCCAGAUACGGAUAAGAAACUGACCGUGGACCAAAUGAUCGCAUCAACAGUGAACAUGAAGAAGUCUAUCAAGUCACGAUUGCUCACACGACGCCAAACACCAACUAGCCAGUCAAAUCUGCUGCAGACCCCGUUUUCGGCCCAGGAGCAUCUGACCCUGCCCAUGGGCUCCAUACCCGUGGUAGUGCGUGAAAACGAUCUUAGCUCGGUGAUUGCAUACAGUCUGACCUCUCCCGAGUAUCAGCGCUCUUUAACAGGUCUAAAUGCUGGCGAGGUAUCCGGCGGCGACGCCCAGUCCAGCCCGCAGCCGAAGCAUAAGCAACUGGACAGCGAUGCCGACGAGCCAGCUGUAAGUGUUGAAUCCGAGGAGCGUAACAAGGCGAAAGCACAGCCGCAGACGCAACAACAGCCGCAGCCACCAAGCGCACACGUCACACUCACCUUUGGCCCCAACAGUCAAUUCCAAUGCAAGAUAUACUUUGCGCGCGAGUUCGAUGCGAUGCGCGCCAAAAGCUUGAGUCCGCCCAAGUUGGAUAGAAUGCUCUAUCGUCGGCUGGAGAAGAGUAAAAUGCGCGAAGAGCUAAGAAUCUCACAGAAUCGCAACGGUUCCGAUAUCGAAAUCGUGCGCAAGCCCAGCGAUGUGUCCGGUGUGCCGCUCAAGGAACAGUUAGACGCCGAGGAGGAGUCACGUAUCGCUCUGGCACGAAGCCUCUCCAGCAGCGUGCAUUGGGAGGCCCGUGGCGGCAAAUCAGGCUCACGCUUCUGCAAAACGUUGGAUGAUCGAUUUGUACUUAAGGAAAUGGGCAAAAGGGAGAUGACUAUCUUUGACAACUUUGCGCCCGAGUACUUUGAGUAUAUAGCCAAGUGUCAGCAGCAGCAGCAGCAGCCCACGUUGCUGGCCAAGAUCUUUGGCGUCUUCAAAGUUAGCAUUAAAAAGAAGGACUCGUUUGUGGAGAAGACUCUGCUGGUUAUGGAGAAUCUGUUCUAUGGCUGCGAUAUAUCCGACAAGUUCGACUUGAAAGGCUCUGAGCGCAAUCGCUUGGUGGAUCCCACAAAUAUGAACGGCGAAAUUGUGCUGCUCGAUGAAAAUCUAGUGCAGAUGUCCUGGUCAAAGCCAUUGUACGUGCUGUCACACAGUAAAGCUGUGUUGCGGGAUGCCUUACAGCGUGAUGCCUCGUUUUUGGAGCGCAAUGAGAUCAUGGACUACUCCUUGCUGGUGGGAUUGGACAACAAACGAAACGUGCUAGUACUGGGCAUAAUAGAUUAUAUACGCACGUUUACGCUGGAUAAGAAACUGGAGUCAAUAAUCAAGCAAACCGGAUGGCUGGGCGGCGGCAUGGCCAAGCCGACAAUUGUAGCACCGCAACCGUAUAAGCAACGCUUUGUCGAUGCUAUGGAUCGUUAUUUCAAUACGGUGCCGGAUCGUUGGGAGGGACUCUCAAAGAUCUGACACUAAAACCUGCUGGCGUAUCAAAGAAACCAAAUAGCAAUUAGUUAAGCUCUUCAAAGCAUUGUUAACAUUGAUUUGAUAAAAGCAACUAACACUGUGCUUAAAACCACAUUUACCUAAAAUAGACGACAUAUCCGU